Messenger RNA from Closterium sp. Naga37s-1, 1941 nucleotides. The record is from the annotation of a GenBank genome assembly. NCBI's taxonomy places the organism in Eukaryota, Viridiplantae, Streptophyta, Zygnematophyceae, Desmidiales, Closteriaceae.
AUGAGUCAGGGAUCGCAGAACGGCGGCACUACAAAUGGCUCUUCAGAAGACGUGACAAAUCAAGGGGGAGGGACGCAGCAGGCCGGCAGUAGCGGACCAAUUUCGAGCAGCCAUGGAGCGAGGGCUAGCAGAGGGAAGCUGAGGCAGUGCAUCCCGGUGCUGUCGGUGGUUAAGCUGCUGCUGUCGUCGACCAAUCACAUGUUCUCCAUCGGCAUGGUCAACGAGAAGGAUGUUGUUUUGUGCACACCGCUCGCGCCCACCAUAUGCCAGAUGGUGAUGUCAGCAUUUGCAGUGGAAGCAGCCAUGGCUGUUGAACGUGCCCUCGCGCUUAACUCCGAUCGGCCGCAGCUGCCAGCGUCCACCAGCAUCCACGUGGGCGUGGUGGAUCAAGAGGAGCUGCUGGCUUCGGUGCGAACCAAGAUAAAGUCCAUCCGUCCCUUCUGGGCUGCAGCAUCGGCCCGCGUCUUCCCUUUCUCUGCGCCCACCUCCCCCCGUGGGGAAACCGUGGUGGGGAGCGGGGCGGAAGCAGGGGUAUCAGAGGAGGCCGGUGGUGGGGUUGACGCUGCGGCUCUGAUGGGAGCCCAGAAUGACGUGUCAAUGCAGGAUGCUGACAUCGUCGCCAGCAGCAUCAACGCUGACGUGGCACCGCCUGUGGAGAUCACCGAUUUCAUCCCUCUGAAGGUUCUCGGAAAGGGCAGCUUCGCCAAGGUGCUGCUAGUCCGCCAUGCCCCCAGCGGGCAGGUGUUUCCCAUGAAGGUGCUGGACAAGGCGGCAGUGAUGCGGCGACAACAGAUCCCAGUGUCAUACCCUGUCCUCUUGGUCCGCCAUGCCCCCAGCGGGCAGGUGUUUGCGAUGAAGGUGCUGGACAAGGCUGCGGUGAUGCGGCGACAGCAGCUGCAGCACACACUCACGGAGCGACACGUGCUGCAGGAGGUGCGUCACCCGUUCCUCGUCCCUCUAAGAUGGGCCUUGCAGUCCGAGACGCGCCUCUUUCUCAUCCUCGACUUCAUGCCGGGCGGGGAGCUCUUUUUCCACCUCAAGCGCGAAAGGCGUUUCAAGGACGACCGCGCGCGCCUCUACGCCGCGGAGCUGCUGCUCGCGCUGGGGCAUUUGCACUCGCUCGGUGUGAUUUAUCGCGACCUGAAGCCCGAAAACAUUCUCCUCGACGCUCAAGGUCAUGUGCGCAUCGCGGACUUCGGAUUGGCCAAGGAGCACAUCGCCGACAACUCAUCCGCCUCCACCUUUUGCGGCACGCCCGAGUACCUCGCCCCGGAGGUGUUGGGAGGCAAGGGCCAUGGUAGGGCUGUGGACUGGUGGAGCCUGGGGAUUCUCCUCUUCGAAAUGGUGGUCGGUGUGCCGCCCUUCUACGAUCGCAAUGUGAACAUAAUGUAUAACAAGAUAGUGAACGCGCCUCUGGUCUUCCCUGUCACCGUCACCAACUUCUACCUCCGCGACCUCAUUUCCAAGCUAUUGAUUCGAGAGCCGAGCCUGAGGCUCGGAGCAGGCCCAACUGACGCUGCAGAGAUCAUGAGGCACGAGUUCUUUCGAGGCAUGGACUGGGACAGGCUGUAUGCCAGGGAGGUGCCUCCCCCGUUCGUGCCCAGCAGCAAGGGCAUGGAGGAUGUGUCAAACUUUGAUAAGAGCUUCACGGGCCUUCACAUCAGCGAUCCCUUGGAGCCACCCUCCUCUGCUGCACCCUCUGACAGCCACCAUGGUGCAGCAAAGCCCACCAAUGCCCCUGCAAAGGCCGCCCAGACCUCCUCCAAUGAGAAAGCUCCAGCUGGCACUGAGAAAGUAAAUGGCGGGAAGACUGGGAAGGUUGGUGCGAAACCGAAUCUGAAGAUUGACACUCAUGCAGCAUCAGGGAUGGAUCCACUAGACAACUCUCUGUUUGAAGGGUUUGUGUUCAGCCCGACCAAGAAGCAUAGUGCAACUAACUAG